Myotis daubentonii (Daubenton's bat) is the source of this 7763-nucleotide messenger RNA. RefSeq names its product ankyrin repeat domain 28 (gene ANKRD28). Lineage: Eukaryota; Metazoa; Chordata; Mammalia; Chiroptera; Vespertilionidae. Gene Ontology annotation, molecular function: protein binding. The record is from RefSeq and is a predicted model, not a curated record.
AACCUUCUAAUUGUGAAGGCAGUCCAAGUGCACUGUUUUUUCUACUGCUAGAGGAAGUUACAUCUCGAGCAGUAGCUCAGAUCUCUGGUAAGUGUAACAUGUGAGCAUUACUAGGCAUUUCAUUCUGCGGUGCUGCAGUCUUUGCUGUUGAGACUGUUGCUCAGUUGGAAUGCUUCUGUGGGGCCAAUCCUGAAGUUCUAUAGAUAUUGUUUAAGGACCUACUCGUUUGGAGGUGUCAGUGGCGUUUUGCAAGAUCAUCCAAGUACCGGGGAAGCAUCUGAAAUCUAUCUACUGAAAAGGGUAACUGUAACGGUUUUCACAGUGGAAGGAAACUGUACUGGCACCGAGGCAGAUGAUUGAAUAAAGUAGUUGGCUCAAAGAAGAUGCACAGUCUGCUGUUUUUUCCUCUGAAUGAAGACUAUUUAGUGGAAGCUGUAUUCAUGUGGAGAUCAAAGGAAACACUGGAAUGAUAAACUACUGGGGGUUUUUUCUCUCUCUCUUUUUUAAAUGAAAAGCCUGAAGCAGUAAUUUGAGCUCAAAUGUCUUCUGAUUCCUUCUCGGCCUGCCUGUUCUAUUAGGAUUCCCGCUAGCACCAUUUCUGCCUGGUGCCUGUGCCCUUUUGCUGGAGCAGCCACAGACAACUGCCUGAUGAAGAAAGAAUGAACGCUCUGCCUUGCUUACGCUAUCGAUGGGAAUAAAGCUAUCUGUGUUUCCUCUAUUAUAUGGAAUAUCUGGAUUAAUCAAGCUGUAUUCUAGUACCAAGAGUCCUAUUGUCUCUUGUGAUCUGACUCAUCGCAUGUAAAUGUACUGCAGCUUUGCUAUUAAUGCAGAGUGUUGUGUUUUUUUCUUUCCCAAACAGAAAAAAAUUGUCAACCUCUGAGCUGCAUUUAAAAAAUUUGUGCUGAGCCCUAGAUAUUUUUUCUUUUCUUUUUCUGGAUAGUGUCUGCAUUAAGCCAGUGAAGCUGAAGAAAUGAAGACAAAUUAGAAGUGGAAACAGAAUAAUGAGAGUUUAAUUUUAAUUUUCAAUUAUAAGCAAGCCAGCUACUGGUAACUAUAUGACCUUGCAGGCAAGAGUGGGUAUAGCUGUAAUUAUCUCUGUCACAGCAGUUGUUUCUCAUUUCAUUCUGCAUUGCGUGGUGGUGUCACCCAAAACAAUGAUCUUUUUAUGCAAGUAAAUAUCUAUGAGACAGAGCAAUAUGACUAUUUUGGUAGAGGAAAAAUAUUUUUAAAUGAGCUUGUACUCAUUUUUAGUUAAUUGACAUGUUGAUGUGAAAUUUCUUUUAAGUAUUGCAAUCACCCAACAGAAAAUAACUGAAUCUUGUUGGUUUUAGGAAGUUAUAAGUUAUGUAGUCAUAAUUUUAAACUUCAGUUUUUCCGGUAGUACUUAUUAACUUUUAAAAAACCAGCUGCGCUGUUCAGAGAAUGAUUCUAAGUGUCAUACAGAAGAGGAGGAAAAACUACUUGUGCUCUUCCAACUGUGACUUUUAUCACAUAGCUGGAAAUCUAGUGUUUUAAAAGAGCGAAUGAGUCGAGUGUGUAUUGUUGUUUUGGAGGAGGUAGAAGAUGAAUCUCCUGCAUUCAUUUCUAAAUUGCCACAGGAAAAUAAAUCCCUACAUGUUCCAUCUUCUGGAAAUGUAUUGCCAUCACUGGUGCAAGCUAUAUUUAAUGGAGAUCCUGAUGAAGUUCGAGCACUAAUAUUUAAGAAAGAAGAUGUUAACUUUCAGGACAGUGAAAAAAGAACUCCACUGCAUGCUGCUGCCUAUCUUGGAGAUGCAGAGAUCAUUGAACUGCUUAUUUUAUCUGGAGCUAGAGUUAAUGCCAAAGACAGCAAAUGGUUGACACCUUUACACAGAGCAGUUGCAUCUUGUAGUGAGGAAGCAGUUCAGGUACUUUUGAAGCACUCUGCAGAUGUUAAUGCUCGAGACAAAAAUUGGCAAACCCCUUUACACAUAGCUGCUGCUAAUAAAGCCGUAAAGUGUGCUGAAGCUUUGGUACCUCUUCUGAGUAAUGUGAACGUGUCUGAUCGAGCAGGGAGAACUGCGUUACAUCAUGCAGCUUUCAGUGGACAUGGUGAGAUGGUCAAACUACUCCUGUCUAGAGGUGCCAAUAUUAAUGCUUUUGACAAAAAAGAUAGACGAGCUAUCCAUUGGGCAGCUUAUAUGGGUCACAUUGAAGUAGUAAAAUUACUUGUGGCACAUGGAGCUGAAGUGACGUGCAAGGAUAAGAAGUCUUACACACCUCUUCAUGCUGCAGCCUCUAGUGGAAUGAUCAGCGUAGUCAAGUACCUUUUAGACCUUGGAGUUGAUAUGAAUGAACCAAAUGCCUAUGGAAAUACACCUCUUCAUGUAGCCUGCUAUAAUGGACAAGAUGUUGUAGUGAAUGAACUUAUAGAUAGUGGUGCUAAUGUAAAUCAGAAGAAUGAGAAAGGAUUUACUCCUUUGCACUUUGCUGCUGCCUCAACACAUGGAGCUCUGUGCUUAGAGCUCCUGGUGGGCAAUGGGGCUGACGUCAAUAUGAAGAGCAAAGAUGGGAAAACCCCACUGCACAUGACUGCCCUCCACGGUAGAUUCUCCAGAUCACAAACCAUUAUCCAGAGUGGAGCUGUAAUUGACUGUGAGGAUAAAAAUGGAAACACCCCUUUGCACAUAGCAGCAAGAUAUGGCCAUGAGCUGCUAAUCAACACUCUUAUUACAAGUGGUGCUGACACUGCAAAGCGUGGCAUACAUGGAAUGUUCCCCCUCCAUUUGGCAGCCUUGAGUGGUUUUUCAGAUUGCUGCAGGAAACUCCUUUCUUCUGGAUUUGACAUAGAUACCCCAGACGAUAAUGGUAGGACCUGUCUCCAUGCGGCUGCAGCUGGAGGAAAUUUGGAGUGCCUAAACCUUCUGCUGAAUACUGGUGCAGACUUCAACAAAAAGGACAAAUUUGGGAGAUCUCCACUGCACUAUGCUGCUGCCAACUGCAAUUACCAGUGCCUGUUUGCUCUUGUGGGAUCAGGAGCCAGUGUGAACGACCUUGAUGAAAGAGGAUGCACACCCCUGCACUAUGCAGCUACAUCAGACACAGAUGGCAAGUGCCUAGAAUACUUGCUAAGAAAUGAUGCAAAUCCAGGGAUCCGGGAUAAGCAAGGAUACAAUGCAGUUCAUUAUUCAGCUGCUUAUGGUCACCGUCUAUGUCUUCAGCUGAUUGCAAGUGAAACUCCUUUAGAUGUUUUAAUGGAAACCUCCGGAACAGACAUGCUGAGUGAUUCAGACAAUAGAGCAACAAUAAGCCCUUUACACUUGGCUGCCUAUCAUGGUCACCAUCAAGCACUGGAAGUGUUGGUACAGUCUUUGUUAGAUCUUGAUGUGCGGAAUAGUAGUGGAAGAACACCCUUAGAUCUUGCAGCAUUUAAGGGCCAUGUUGAAUGUGUGGAUGUACUCAUUAAUCAGGGAGCCUCAAUCCUAGUAAAAGAUUACAUUUUGAAGAGGACACCUAUACAUGCAGCAGCAACAAAUGGUCAUUCAGAAUGCUUACGACUACUAAUAGGAAAUGCAGAACCACAGAAUGCUGUAGACAUUCAAGAUGGAAAUGGACAGACUCCUCUGAUGCUGUCUGUCCUCAAUGGGCACACAGACUGUGUUUACUCACUGCUAAACAAAGGAGCAAACGUAGAUGCCAAAGAUAAGUGGGGAAGGACAGCAUUGCAUAGAGGGGCAGUUACAGGCCAUGAAGAAUGUGUAGAUGCAUUGCUUCAACAUGGUGCUAAGUGCUUAUUUCGGGAUAGUAGAGGGCGGACACCUAUCCACUUGUCAGCUGCCUGUGGACACAUUGGUGUUCUGGGAGCCCUUUUGCACUCAGCAGCAUCUGUGGAUGCAAAUCCAGCCAUAGCCGACAAUCAUGGAUAUACAGCACUUCACUGGGCUUGCUAUAACGGUCAUGAGACAUGUGUAGAACUUCUUUUAGAACAGGACGUUUUCCAGAAGAUAGAAGGAAAUGCUUUCAGUCCAUUGCAUUGUGCUGUGAUAAAUGACAACGAAGGUGCUGCUGAAAUGCUCAUUGAUACAUUGGGUGCCAGCAUCGUGAAUGCCACAGAUUCAAAAGGAAGAACUCCUCUCCAUGCAGCCGCCUUUACAGACCAUGUGGAAUGUUUACAGCUGUUGCUCAGCCAUAAUGCUCAAGUCAAUUCUGUGGACUCUUCUGGGAAAACACCUCUCAUGAUGGCUGCAGAAAACGGACAAACAAACACAGUUGAGAUGCUGGUUAGCAGUGCUAGUGCAGAUCUGACUUUACAAGACAACAGUAAAAACACCGCCCUCCAUUUGGCUUGCAGCAAGGGUCAUGAAACUAGUGCCUUGUUAAUACUGGAAAAGAUAACAGAUAGAAACCUCAUCAAUGCAACCAAUGCAGCCUUGCAAACACCUCUGCAUGUUGCUGCCCGAAAUGGGCUAACAAUGGUGGUUCAGGAACUUUUGGGCAAAGGAGCAAGUGUGCUUGCAGUAGAUGAAAAUGGCUAUACCCCAGCUUUGGCCUGUGCUCCCAAUAAGGAUGUGGCUGAUUGCCUAGCUCUCAUUUUGGCCACCAUGAUGCCUGUCUCUUCAAGUAGCCCUUUAUCAUCCCUGUCAUUCAAUGCCAUUAAUCGUUACACCAACACCUCAAAAGCAGUCAGCUUUGAAGCCUUGCCCAUCAUGAGGAAUGAACCUAGCUCCUAUUGCAGUUUCAACAACAUUAGUGGGGAGCCGGAGUACUUAUACGCCGACGUGGACGAGCUCAAUGACUCCGAUUCAGAGACCUACUGAGAGGCUGAGCCAGUGUCUAAGGCGAGAGUUCUGACACUAACACUUCAAACUGUGCUUUUCAGGAAAAGGGCACUUUCUUAUUCACAUACAAACUCAACCUAAGAGGAAAGAUCGCAGAGUGAGUGAAUAUAAGAAAUGUGACGACAUUAGGAAGAAGACUUUUAAAGGCAAGUUUUGCAAAAGGAGCCUAGAGUCUUGAAAUAGACUUGACCAGAGGAAAAUACUUUGGUGUCAGAUUGCUUUGUGGAAUUGUUUAAUUUGGUUUUGCAGUGCCAGGAAUAAUUUGGGACACUGUGCACCCUAAUCUGCUUACACAAGCAACACUAUAAUAAAAGAAGAGAUAAGGACACUAGAUUUAAAUGUUAUCAAUAGAACUACAAUUAAAUUUAAAGGCAAUAAAAGUUUGGUACAGUAGGCAUUAUGUGCACAGCAAUUGCCAAAGGACCAAAUAACUUAAAGGCUUUCUAAUAGAAUGCCAUUUGGUGGAAACUGGAAUAGGUGAAAUGAAACAUUAUCUAAACCAAACUUUGAUAUUCUGAAAAUGAAGCUGAGAUUUGGUUUUAAAUGUUGAUUUUAUUUUAUUUUUUUUUUUUAGAGAAAACAUCUGAAAGCCUUUGAACCCUGUAUAAACCAUGAGAGAAAGCAGAUGUAUUUUUACAUUUUUUCUUUUACAUAAAAUUUUUAAAAUUCCAAGUUUUAUAAUAUUAGAAUUGAAAACCAGCUGACUGGGUGCAGUCAGGGUGAAAAUACUUGUGAUGCAGACAUGAGAUAGAUUGGGGUCAAGUUACUGUUGCCCAGUUUUGAAUGGUUUAGGUUUUAAAUUGAACUAUUUUUGUUUGAAAAUGUAAAGAAUUUCCUAGAAGAAAAUUUCAGAAAAUCCAAAAUUAGGUUAUUUUCACCCUAUUGCAGCUAAGUGGUCCUGGGGGAGUUUUUGAUCUCACUACUUUGGAUGGUACACCUUCAUCACUUGCUACUUUUGUGCCUCCAUGUGGUUCGGGGAGUGUUUGUUGUCAUUGUUUAGUGGAGAAUCAAAUCACUUGUUAUUGAUACAUUAACAUCAUUAGGUCUCUUAGAAGUCAUUUGCAUAUUGGGCAAGAUUUAAAAUACUAAAGUCCUUAGGUCCUAUUCAGAUUUGUGGGAAAGAAGCAAUUGCCUGCCAAAUUGGAAAACUGCCUUUCAAAUAACAGAGAGAGGGGGGGGAGGAAGAGAGGGCUGACAUUUAGGCUUUUAAACAACAAUUUACACGGUUCUGCGUUUACUGUAACUGUUGCUUUCCCAGUGAGAAUGAUUUCACACACGUAGGGGGUCUUACAGGUCUGGGUAAAGUUCCAUACAUUUUCACAAGAUGAUACCCAAUUUCAUUUAUCUUUUUUGUAUUGUAAAACUGGAAACUUUAUGACACUGUAAAUUAUCAGCUGGUUUUUCUGAAUAUAAAGUGUGAAAACACAGAACAGUAUUUUGAUCUAUUUGAUAAUUUUGUGGGGUUUUUGAAGAAUUAAUGAGCAUGUACAUAGAAAUAGUGACUGCUUGAAUACUGUACUUACUUGCACUCUUUCAGUACAUCGAGAUUCCUGUAUAUUUUAGAGUAUAAUAAAACACAGAUGUGAGUUGUAUUUAAUGAAUAAUGUAUUUGUAUCUGUGCAUAUGACCUAAAAAUCUAUAAAAUUUCUAGGGCAUUGACUACUAGAUUUUAAGCAUUUUUUCUAAAAUAUUUACAGAAAUUAUAAAUGUAAUCUUCCAUCUUUUCUUUAUAAUAUAAAAAAGUCAUAAAGGACCCUUCCUAAUUAUUAGUGGUAGGAAGGUGAAUAUGCAUUUUAAAGACAGCAGACUACAUUUUCUAUUGUACCUUUUGAAAAAAGAAAAAAAAACUCAAGAGGAUUCUAAAAGUAUACAUAUGUGUGCUUUCUCUUUCCUUUUAGGAAUUCUCUUCUGAAUUCCCUGAGGGAAUUUUCUAGAAUCUCAGAAUUGAAAGAGACCUGAGGUUCAUCCAGUCUAACCUCUUAACAAAUGCAGGAGUCCCUUCUCCAAGGGUGAUCUUUCCACCUUGAACACUUCCAGUGACUCUACCUCACCUCGCAGUCCAUUCAGUUGUUGAGCAGCUCUAACUGUUAGCAAGGUCUUCCUUAGAUGGAGCUGAAGCCUCCCUCCCGGUCACUUCUGUAACCUGGGCCGGGUCUGUCCUCCAAGAGAACACAGAACGUUGAAAUGCUGAUCCUCGUGCCCUCUGCCAUGUCUUCUCUCUUUCAGGCUGUUUGACUCACCUGCGCUGAUUUCCAGAAGGACUCGUUAGACACGCUGUUAGAUUUUCCAUAUCUGGUGAAAUCCAAGGUGUAACUAUAAAGUAACAAUCUGUUUUUAAUUUAUCCUCACACCUAUCAGAACUUAGAUCUUGCAUUACUUUGUGUAAAUGAUGCUAUUACUGAAAAUAUUGGUGAGGUGGUUCUUUGCAUUGUUUGUCCACUAGGAAAACUAUUUCAUUGCUUUGUGAUCCCAUUUUGUGAUAGUCUGUACCCCAGCUUGAUCAACUGCUUCCUUUGGUCUGCACCUGAUGAGGGGAAGCCCAAAGUGCUGUCCCAAGUAAUAUCCAAACAGCGUAAGUUAUGUUGGAGUUAGUGCUUGGACAGUUUGAAUGAAUGAACACAGCACCACAGUAAGUUCCUUUAUAGUUAUACCUUGUAUGUCGACAGCAUUCAGGCCCUGCUCUGUAGUUGUUUAUCCUUGCACAGAGCAGAAAAGCCCGUUUGCUUUUAAGUUCUGCAUGAAAGACAACAUCCGAAAUACCUGAUGUGUAUUUUCAUAGUACCAGCUUCUGCUCUGCAACUACUUUGGGGGAAAUGGUGGUAACAGCAGAUGGCCUCCUUUCACGAGACACUCGACUCAAACAGUGCCAUUUAGUUCAGGAGAUCUUACGUGUAGCUGUCAAUUAGGGGUUUAAUUUGGCUUAUAUUGGAACCUUUUAAAUGAAAUAAAGUUUUCUAAUGCAAUAAA